AUGUCUUCUCUCAACUCUUGCCUGCAAUACUGUGUUGUCGUUGCCAUUUUCGCAAUGACACUAAUUUAUCUCUUGCACCGCUCUCUUCUAUCCAAACCCAUCCCAGGAAUACCUCACAACAAACAUGCGGCCAAGAACAUCAUGGGAGACAUUGACUCUUUCCUCGAUAGCCAGAAACAAGGCAUCUCAAUGUUCAGAUGGGUCGCAGCCCAAGCCGAGAACCUCCAAUCGCCCAUCAUCCAGCUAUUUAUGAGGCCCCUUUCUCCCCCUACGGUUAUCGUCACAGACUUCCGCGAAGCAGAGGACAUAUCCAUGAGACGGUACAAGGAAUUCGACCGAACCGAUUUCUUGCGGUACAUCUCUCAGCCACUAAUGCCCCAGUUUCACAUGAUGAUGAAGAGCGACGACCCCAUGUUCAAGAGGCAGCGGAAAUGGCUACAGGACCUGAUGACUCCUGCUUUCCUGCACGGUGUUGUGGCUAAGCCCAUCUAUGAGAGCGUUCAGCAGGUGGUUGAGCUUUGGGAGAACAAGGCCCGCCUUGCCGACGGCCACCCCUUUGAAGCUUUCAACGACAUUUAUUUCGGAGCAUUUGAUGCCGUCCUGGCAUUCUCGUACAGCAGCAACUUUCAACACAUGACGCUGCCGGGUCGACUGCAGCUGAUCUCGGCCCUCGACCGCAUGGAACGCCCAGCCAUGGCCGGCUUACCGGUAGUCUUUCCGGAGAGUGAACAAAGCGAAGUCAUUAGGGAAAUGCUGCAACUAGCCGAAACGGUCGAGGAAACGAGAAAAGCGGUUGUGCCAUGGCUUCGAUCUUGGUACAUCCACCAGACCCCUCGGAUCAAGACCGCCAAGAGAAUUAGAGAUGAAUCUAUCAAUCACGAACUUGAGACGGCCGUGAAGAGACUCGAGGCCAAUGAAUCUGCGUGCUCGGCGCUUGACCACAUGGUUUAUAGGGAGAAGCGGGUAGCCGAGAAGGAAGGCAGGGCCCCUGUCUACAAGUCUAUUGGUAUGCAGAGCGAAGCGUUUGGCUUCUUGCUAGCCGGGCAUGAAACGACAGCUACAACCUUUGGCUGGGGCAUCAAAUACCUCACAGACAACCCAGACGCCCAACGACGACUGCGCGAAGCCCUCCGCCAGUGCUUGCCCGUCGCGGUAGAACAGAGACGGAACCCGACCCACGAAGAAAUUAUAAAGACUAUCAUCCCCUACCUCGAUGCAACCAUCGAAGAAAUCCUCCGCUUCGCUGGGACGACUUCGGUCACGGACCGUGAAGCGAUGCAGGAUACGACGAUCCUCGGCCAUCAUAUUCCCAAGGGCACAAACGUGAUGAUGGUGACAGUUGGCAAGAGCAUCCUCAAACCCGCCUUCGAAAUUCCCGAUACUCUACGGUCCAAGACAGCGCUCGACGCUUCGAGUCGGGUUCGAAGCUGGGAGUCAUCGCCUUAUCCUGUGGAGGACUUCAAACCCGAGCGAUGGCUGGUCAAAUCAGAUAAGGACCCCGAGAAGACAUUGUAUGAUGCCACGGCGGGGCCGCAGAUGGCCUUUGGGCUCGGGCCUAGAGCAUGCUUCGGGCGGAGACUGGCGUAUCUGGAGCUCCGCAUGUUGACCGCGUUGCUGAUCUGGAACUUUGACUUUUUGUCGUGUCCUCCUGAGUUGUCCGACUAUAGAGGCUACGACGGUUUGACGGUCAAGCCUCGGCAAUGCUACGUCAAGCUAUCGAAGAUCACAUUGUAA
Molecule: messenger RNA, 1734 nt
Organism: Colletotrichum paranaense
Lineage: Eukaryota; Fungi; Ascomycota; Sordariomycetes; Glomerellales; Glomerellaceae
Product: cytochrome P450 monooxygenase
Exons: 2
Coding region: 1-1734 (577 amino acids)
Molecular function (GO): iron ion binding; heme binding; oxidoreductase activity, acting on paired donors, with incorporation or reduction of molecular oxygen
Source: RefSeq, a predicted model, not a curated record